GCAGCAGCAGGUUUAACAACAUUAUGUGUUUGUCACACCGCUGAAACACUUCAGUCACCUCGCCCAUUUUUCUGGUUUUUCCUGAGAAAAAGGCCGGAAAUCCUUUUACAGUUCCAAUUUAUUAUCACAAAAGUCUGCCAUUUGUGUCAGUUUUGAACAAUGACGGAGGAGCAACUGAAUCGAGCCUUGGAUUUGAUGCGGCGUCUUCCACCCCAGCAGAUUGAGAAAAAUCUGAGUGACCUCAUUGACCUAGUUCCUGAACUGUGUGAGGAUCUUCUGUCAUCUGUGGAUCAACCACUAAAAAUUGCCCGUGAUAAGAGAGAAGGGAAAGAUUACCUUUUAUGUGAUUACAAUCGUGAUGGAGAUUCUUAUCGUUCCCCUUGGAGCAACACCUAUGAGCCACCUCUUGAAGAUGGCACACUGCCUACUGACAGGCUUCGUAGACUGGAGGUAGAAGCCAAUGCUGCAUUUGAUCAAUAUCGUCAAAUGUAUUUCGAGGGUGGGGUAUCCUCUGUUUACCUUUGGGACUUGGAUCAUGGGUUUGCUGGAGUCAUUCUUAUAAAAAGAGCUGGUGAUGGGGCUCGAAACAUCAAAGGGUGUUGGGACUCGAUUCAUGUCAUUGAAGUGCAAGAAAAGUCUACCGGCCGUUCGGCUCACUAUAAGCUUACUUCUACAGUAAUGUUAUGGUUGCAGACAAGCCGUCCCGGUUCUGGUACGAUGAACCUUGGUGGAAGCUUAACGCGCCAGAUGGAGCAAGACGGCACAGUAAGCGAACCAACGUCGCACAUUGUAAAUAUGGGGCGUUUGGUGGAAGAUAUGGAGAACAAAAUUAGGCACACUUUGAAUGAAAUCUAUUUUGGUAAGACUAAGGAUAUUGUCAACGGUCUUCGUUCCAUUCAGCCUUUGGCCGAUCAAAAGCAAAAGCAGGCUUUUAGCGAAGAUUUGGCUAAUGCUUUGCAGAAAAGGCAAGGAAAAAGCGAUCCCUAACUGAUACAUAAAUGAUUAACAUGCAUCUUCCUAUUAUUUUUCCUUAUACAACCCAAGUUUUCCCCUCCUGUAAAGUAUAACAUCCAUUAUCCAAUCGAGCUCGUUGUUGCCCGUUUUGCUUCAAUUCACAUGUUGAUUGAUUGGAAAAUAAAAAUUUGAAGUAAAUUA
Molecule: messenger RNA, 1155 nt
Organism: Daphnia magna
Lineage: Eukaryota; Metazoa; Arthropoda; Branchiopoda; Diplostraca; Daphniidae
Gene: cpb
Product: F-actin-capping protein subunit beta
Exons: 4
Coding region: 160-987 (275 amino acids)
Biological process (GO): negative regulation of filopodium assembly; actin cytoskeleton organization; regulation of lamellipodium assembly
Cellular component (GO): cytoplasm; F-actin capping protein complex
Molecular function (GO): actin filament binding
Source: RefSeq, a predicted model, not a curated record